Messenger RNA from Phytophthora sojae, 1128 nucleotides. RefSeq lists its product as hypothetical. The transcript has a single exon. Lineage: Eukaryota; Oomycota; Peronosporomycetes; Peronosporales; Peronosporaceae. The record is from RefSeq and is a predicted model, not a curated record. The annotation marks the transcript as partial.
AGCGCCACCCCGAGCACCACAUCCACAAGCACCAGCAUGAGCACAGGAGCGUCCGUGGCGCAUGCCAUCGCGAGCCUGGCUCACAGCGGCGCCAACAACCCGCAGGAGCCAGCCACCUUCGGACACCAGUACAACAUGAUGAACAUGCAGCCCGCGUUCCCGCAGCCCCCGACAGCAGCGACUCUAGAAGCGGCUCGGCAUCAGCAGAACAUCAGUGCCACAAAUAAUGCCGCUGCGGUGCUCACCUCGGUGUCUCGCGUCAGCCUGCCGGCUGCAGCGGCUGCCGCUCCCAAGAAGCGAUCGACCAAGUCCAAGUGCUCUCCAGGCCUUCGCAGCGGUAAGUGGACGCCAGAGGAGGAGGCGUUCACGAACAUGAUCAUCCACUUCUUCAAGCGCGGCCUGCUGGACGUUGAGGAUGGCACCUCGCUGCGCUGGUACCUGGCGAAGCGUCUCAACUGCGAGGCCAUGCGCGUGACCAAGAAGCUCAAGGGCAACAGCUCCAUUGGCAAGCAGAUCUUCCGCGCCAUGGAGAACACACCAGCCAACCGCCAGGCCAUUCGUCGCGCACGGGAAGAGCUUGCAGUCGUUGAGGCUCGCUUCCUUGAGUCGCUCAGUGCCGGUGGCGUUGGACCGGGCUCGCAGCAUGUGCCAUCUGUGCCGCUGCCCUCUUCUCUCGCUGUAUCCGUUCGUGGUCGCAAGAUCCUGCCAAACACGAACUCGUCACAGCAACUCACGCUCGCCCCCAUGCCGAAAACGAAGCCUGAAGACGCGAAGCUGCUGCUGCACUUCUUCUCUGAGGCUCACAACAGUGACGAGGAGCCGGAAGAUGAGAACAAGACGGAGAAGACGGCGGACAAGAAGACCGAAAAGAAGAACGAGAAGGAAACUGAGAAGGAGACCGAAAAGAGCACUGAGAAGAAGACCGAGAAGGAAUCCGAGAAGAAGACAGUCGAGCCCGGAAGCCUUACGGUGGACCUGAGUGCGAAACUCGGCAAGAAGCGGCCUCUGUUGAGCGUAUCCACCGAUGCGGGUAGCCCAGACGAGGCCAAGGACGCCAAGGACGCCAAGGAACCUAAGCAGCAAGAUGCUGCUUCUCCGCAGUCAAAACGGCGGACAGUCGAGAUCGAC